AUGGAGUCCUGCACAUUGCUGUUAACCAACCAAGCAGACCCCUCUGACCAAGACUCGGAAGGGUACACCCCUGCCCACCUAGCCCGCCACAACGGACACCAGCAGCGCUUCAGAUACCUGCGAUGCAAGGAAAAUCAAGUGGAUGGCCCCGAGGUCUGUUAUGAGAUCCACGGGUUUGGGUUUCACACUUUUCAACAUCCCCGUGCCUGGAGCUGGCAACUCAAUCCCACUAAGGAGCAAGAUUCAGGCAAGACUCUUGAGCUGGAUCCUCAAGAUGAUGCUCCUAUUACUGAAGAUCAGCUAAGCUUUAAUUACUUCUCCAAAGGUGUCUUCAAAGGGGAGGUUAUUUUCCAUUCAGAGCAGAAAGACAACAAGAAGACACUGGUGAAAUUCAUGGACACCUUGAAGCAACCCGAGAGCGAGGAGAUGGUUGCGGCCAGGUACCCUCAGCCUUCUAAGAGUAUCAUACCGCAAAUUGAAAAAGUUCAAACGGCCACGUCCGUCAUUAAAGGUUUACAUAAGACAAAGAGGAUGGUGCCUGACGGCAACAAUCUCCUCGCCGACAGGAAACUCCUCGGGGAUAUGAAACCCAUCGUGUCACUCAAGCAGUCGUCUCUUCCGGGCGUUUUCACCGGACAAGCGAGUAAGGUGGUGGUCUUUCCCACCGGGGAGGCCAACCUGGCGGAAAUGGACUACCUGGUCCCCAGCCAUGACGAAAAGGGCCAACCGAUUGCCGAGUGGAAGCGGCAGGUGAUGGUAAGGCAGCUGCAGGCCCGACUGCUCGAUGAGGAGGACCAGAAGUGGAAGGAGAACGGCCAGAACUUGUCCAAAGUCAGCUGGCGCUACUCGCAGGCCCACAACGCCAUUCUGGGCCCAUCUGGAGAACUCCUGACUGAGCACGACUUGAUCUACCUGGAGCAGCAGAUCGCCAACGUGACUUUGCGCCGUCACACCGGCGAGGGCUACGAGCUGGAGCUGGCGCGGCUAGUGGAGGAGCUGCGCCACAUCCUGCCGGCGCCCAUCGUCAACAUCAGUGCCCAUGCCGGAUUCGCCGACCCAGCUAAACGCCCGGCACUUCUACCUGGCUGGUGCGGCCGUAUCUCUGGUAUUGUCAAGAGCAUGUCGCUCCUCAUGAGCGACCUGGCCGAGCAGCCGCACUGCAAGAUGCCUGACAGCCAGCUGGCCAGCGUCUUCUCGCAACCACCGGACCGGCAGGCAUCCACCAGGGGUCGGCGCCAGAGAAUCGAAGAUGAGAUCCACCGUUUCGGUGUGUCCGUGAGGACGCUCAAGUCCAAUUUUGAGACUCAGAACGAGCCCGAGGACAUGGAAGAGCCCUCGACUCAGGAGUUUGAGGAGAAUGUUCCGGAAGUGGUGGAGAGCACCAGCCUGAGGAAAGAGCGCAUCGUGGUGCUCUUUCUGGGACAUUGGAAGAAGUCAGCCUACGCGGUGACGCUCAAGAGCAAAGACGCCGCCGAGAGAAGGAAGAGUAAUGAUGAAGAAAGCGGUGGCGGUGAAGAGAGCGGCCGGGUCAAGAUGUUGAACAGCUCUCUGGGUCACUUUUUCAAGCAGAGGAGUGCUGUCAAUAAAAUGCUGGGAAACUGGAGAAGGAUGAUCUCCAGCGUGCCUUCGCGACAGAUACGACGGCUCCACAGGCAGCAAGUCAUCUACUCCCCAGAGCAGUUUGUCCCGCGCAUGGGUGGCCUGCCGUUAGAGUACGACGAGCUAACGUUAGACCUCUUCAUGCUGGGCUACUUCCACAUCCUAGAGCUGGACCUCCCAGUGGACGAGCGCAAGAUGAGGCACCUGCUGUGCUUCGAGGUCUUCGACCACGUCGGCAGCUUCCCCUGGGAGCUGGUGCGUGACUUCCACAAGGCAGUCAUCCAGGACAUUGAGGCUGGCGAUCGUGAGUGGAAGGACGGCUUCGAGGACCUGAAGCUCAAGUUUUUCGGUAAGGCGGCCAAUGCGUCCGGGGAUGGUGAGAUGCAACUGGAGGCGGAGCCAAAGGUAGAGGCGGAGAUUCAGGCGGAGAUUCGACCGCUACCCAAAGUCAUUGUGCAGACACCCACGCCAGAUGAAGGGUCACUCUACACCGGGACUGAUAUCUCCAGUUUCAGCAACGAAGAGAUUUGCCAAUACAUUGACCGCAGCUUUGCCUUUUGGAAGGAGAAAGAGGCGGAAAUUUUUGAUUUUGAGUAA
Nerophis lumbriciformis (worm pipefish) is the source of this 2196-nucleotide messenger RNA. The record is from RefSeq and is a predicted model, not a curated record. Lineage: Eukaryota; Metazoa; Chordata; Actinopteri; Syngnathiformes; Syngnathidae.